GUGUUUCAAAGACGGUUGGACGGCAGCGUCGAUUUCUUCAGAACUUGGAACGAAUAUUCUGAUGGAUUUGGAAACUUGAACGGAGAAUUUUGGCUUGGCAAUCGUCUGAUAAAUGAAAUAACAACACAACGUUCGUACAAGAUGAAAGCUGAGGCAGUGGCGUUUGACGGCUCAACAUUUCAUGUCUUCCACACGCAGUUCUAUUUGGACUCUCAAGUCAACAACUACACAAUAAGAUUUGAUGUGAAAGUAAAUAAUAAUACUUCAGCAACAGGUGUGGCACCAAAGAAUUAUCCAUUUUCAACGUGGGAUCGAGAUAACGACAUCUACGCUGGAAAUUGUGCUCAGUCCUUCUUGGGAGCUUGGUGGUACACUUCCUGCCACGGAUGCAACUUUAAUGGAUUUUAUUAUCCUGGAGGCAACCACAGUCAACAUUAUGCAUCUGGAGUGGACUGGUCACCGUUCAAGGGACAGUACGAGUCCAUGAAAGCAACGUGGAUGAUGAUAAGUAGGAUGUGA
This is a messenger RNA of Helobdella robusta, 519 nucleotides long. RefSeq lists its product as hypothetical. The annotation marks the transcript as partial. The transcript has 3 exons. NCBI's taxonomy places the organism in Eukaryota, Metazoa, Annelida, Clitellata, Rhynchobdellida, Glossiphoniidae. The record is from RefSeq and is a predicted model, not a curated record.